CCUCCAGCUGCUCGCAGUCCGGCUCAGUCCUGCGCUGGCUACUCUGAACGGGCGGCUGCAACUGCGACAAAAAAAAACUUUUGUGACUUUUCCUGCUUUGGCUUUUGCUGAAGAUGACCUAACAUCGACAGAGCCUCUGCUGGUCAGGGAUCGGCUGAAGUGUGAGAGACGCCCUCCUACCUCCGCCACCGCCGCCAUCAGCAUUCGAGGGCUGCCUUGCAGAUGGGAGGUCACCAACCGGUCGCCCGUUUCUCCCAAAUGCACUAUCUGCCCUCCGCCCUUGUCUAAGAUGGCCGCCUGUGGCCUUCUCCUGAAUCCGAACAGACUGGAGCAGAGCUGCGUGCUACCAUGGUGAUCAUUUUCUUGAAAACACUGGAAAAGAAGAAGGCUGUCGAUGAUGUGAACUCCAACAACACCGAGAGACGGCUGUGUAAGCUCCACACCAUGAGCAGAGGGACCACCCUCUUCUCCUGUGGAACUGUGGAGGCAGAUAGGUGGCUGGACCUGGGGCAAAGCUGUGCCAUCCAGCAGAGAGCUCCCUGCCAGGCUGGUGCCAGUCUGGAGAGCCUCUGGGAUGUGAUGCCGGAGCCGGGGAGCUGGCACUGGUCCAAGGAGCCAGGCAGUGCCACGGCAAUCACCAGUCUGAUAAGAGAUCUGAGCCUCGGCAACAGCGGCAUGACCACCCUCCACUCCCCCACCACAUCCACCACUGCUCACUACACCACUACAGCUACCAGCCAAGCUCCUACGGCACCCCCGAGCAAACGUCAGUGUCGCUCUCUGUCGUUCUCUGAUGAAUUUUGUGGGUUCCGCUCAUCUUGGAGGCCCCAAGGCUCCCGAGUGUGGACAACGGUGGAGAAACGAAGGUGCCACAGCGGAGGAAGUGUUCGGGGAGGAGCGGGUUUCUCCAGUGGUCAUCUUCCCACCAUGCAGCGUAGCUCCAGCUUCAGUUUGCCCUCACGCUCCAGCGUACCCUCAGAUGGUGCCAUGGAGCUGCAAUUCUUCAACCAGCAGCUGCCUCCCCACCCUCAAUUCACUGCCUCUCCAGUCUCCCCUACCUCUCCUUCCUUACAUCAUCACCACUCCCUCCAUCACCACUUCCUCAGGCCCCUCUCCCUCUCCCAUGAGCAGAUCAGCCUGCCAGAGCUUCAGAGGGAGGAGGCGUCGGAGGCCAGCUCUCCAGACUCCACCCCAGAAUUGGGGAGGCGAGCCAGCCUGAGAGCCAGGGCCACGGGGUGUCUGUCCCGGAGCAAGUCCCAGCCCUGCGUGCUGAAUGACAAAAAGAUUGGUAUGAAGCGCAGAAGACCAGAAGAUGCCCAGGAGCAGCGGCCCUCCCUGGACCUAGCAAAGAUGACUCAGAAACUUCAGACUUUUCAGAGCUUGAGCUGCCCCGGAUUCUCGGCCACCGACGGCUUCCAGUCAGGCCUGCCCCCUCCCACCUUCAACCAAUCAGAUUCGGACUUCUCUGCUGUGUCCGAGUUGGGACUGGAGUCACGGCAGGAAGUGGCAGGAGACGACGAGGAAGAGGAUUCUUCCUUCGAGGAGCUGGAUAGCGACUCGGCAUGCAGCGUGGACUCGCGGCCCGGCUCUCCUGUAGGCAUCGUGGGCGGUAAACGCACCCUCUGGAAGGGUGGGACACAGAGGGACAUUUUCCAGCUGGGGGGAGAGCUCGAUCUUGAUCAGAUUGAGAGAAACUGAACAUUUUAUAGGAGAUUUAAAAAGAGUGAGUCUGGACUGUUGUGGAAAGUUACUGGACAUUGAUGAUGUACCGAGAGAUGGCUAUUAGGAAGGGCUGUGAGUGGAGGAGUGGACAUUGAAAGGCAAAGGAAAGGAAAGUGACAGAUUAUAAAGGACUAAGUAUGUUGUUAACGACUGCCUUUUUAAUGACACAUUUGCCUUGAACAUUCUUACUGUUUGAAUCAAAAAGCAGUGACCUUAGUUGUUUUUUAUUGGGUAUUCAGCUUAACUCAGGAGCAGGAAAGUGAGGGUUAGUCUUAAAAACAACUCCCAGCCCCCACUGUCUUUUCAACCUGAUGACCUUUCCAAAGUCAGCUAACUGUAGGUUUGUAGUACUGUAGCAGUAGCUGGGCUUGCCUGUAUUUAGCUUGAGUUUGUUUGUUUUUCUCAGAGAAAGUGGGGGUGUCAGGGAAGGGGUGAAACAGGGAGGGUGGGGGGAAACAACAUGAAGACGUAUCUUCUCAGACUUACCUUUGACCUUCCUCUUUUUUGUGCACACAUGAAAAUCAGAUCUUUUUGCUGAAUGUAGGCUCAAUAAGCUUUUCGAGGAGUUCAGAAAAUGACAGUGCCUUCUUUUGGAUGUUUGCUCUACCGGUUCUCUAGCCUCAAUCGAAGCCACCUUUUCUGACCUUUCUUUUGGUAGUUUCUUAAUAUGCAAAUUGUAUAUUUGAAUUAAACACUGAAUCUCAAGGUAUCAGUUCUAACAUCAAUGUAUAUUUUUCUAAGUAACUGUUUUUUAUGAGUUGUUUGUGAAGGAGGAAAAUACAAGGCCUUUUCUCUAACAGAAUGAAAUAAAUUUACAACCUGCACUCAUAUGUCUGGUUUGAUUUCAGCUCAUUAAUGAAUGCUUUGUACUAAGACAGAUUCCACUUUGACAAAUCAAAGGUCUGAAUAAGUUGCUCAGUUUCCAGAUACCCUUUAGAAGUUGUGCCCACUUCCUGCUUCACAUUUCAGAACCAUUUCACCGAAGCUCACUCAUUCAAUCUUUAUUGUUUUGAAUGUCGAUAGAUGCAUUUCUGAUGUCCUUCUGUUUUAGUCAUUUACAGCUCUUGAUGAAGACGGCAAGUUAAGUAAACAUCUGUGUAAUGCCCUGUUGUUGUCCACCUGCCCCAAACAAAAUGGCAGGAAGUCUAGACAUGAAUUAUCCCUGGCCUGUAACCCAGCAGU
This is a messenger RNA of Anarrhichthys ocellatus (wolf-eel), 2904 nucleotides long. RefSeq names its product protein FAM53B-like. The transcript is spliced from 5 exons. Gene Ontology annotation, biological process: positive regulation of canonical Wnt signaling pathway; protein import into nucleus. Gene Ontology annotation, cellular component: nucleus. NCBI's taxonomy places the organism in Eukaryota, Metazoa, Chordata, Actinopteri, Perciformes, Anarhichadidae. The record is from RefSeq and is a predicted model, not a curated record. Bases 349 to 1698 code for a protein of 449 amino acids.